AUGUCAGAUUCUAAUUUCGAAAUUCAAGAAGAAGAUCAACCUGCUGUUGAUACCACCCAAACUAGUUCUGUUGAUGAAUCCUUAUACUCUCGUCAACUAUAUGUCUUGGGUAAAGAUGCAAUGGUUAAGAUGCAAUCCUCAUCUGUUUUGAUCAUUGGUUUAAAAGGUUUAGGUGUUGAAAUUGCCAAAAAUAUCGUUUUAGCUGGUGUUAAAAGACUAUGUCUAUACGAUCCUGAACCAUCACAAGUUUUAGAUCAAUCAACUCAAUUUUUCUUGUCACAAUCUUCUAUCGAUCAAAAAUUACCAAGAGAUGAAGCCUCACUUGUCAAACUAAAUGAAUUGAAUAGUUAUGUUCCUGUUCAAGUUAUCCAUGAUUUAGAAUUCAAAACUUUGUCUCAAUUUCAAGUGGUUAUCAUUACAAGUAGUGUUAUUUCAUUAGAAAAACAAGUCUUAAUCAAUAAUUUUACUCACGAAAACGAUAUCAAAUUUAUCUCAACUGACACAAGGGGUUUAUUUGGUCAAGUUUUUACUGAUUUCGGUAAUGCCUUUACUGUUAUCGAUCAAACUGGCGAAGAACCUCUUUCUGGAAUUGUGUCUGACAUUGAAGAAGAUGGAAGUGUAACUAUGUUGGAUGAUAAUAGACACGGUUUAGAAGAUGGCGAUUAUGUCAAAUUUUCCGAAAUUCUAGGUUCUGAUAGCAUCACCUCUCUAAACGAUGGAACUCCUUACAAAAUUGAAGUUUUAGGCCCUUAUGCUUUCAAAAUUUUAACUGAUAAGGAUUUAUCGGGCUACAAAAGAGGUGGUAUUUACACUCAAGUUAAAGUGCCUGCAACAAUUAAAUUCGACACUCUUUUUAAUCAGCUAUCAAACCCUGAAUAUCUCAUCUCUGAUUUUGCCAAAUUUGAUAGACCUUCUCAAUUACAUCUAGGUUUCCAAGCUUUACAUCAAUUUAGAGAAAAACAUCAAGGUAACUUACCAAAACCUCAUUCAGUUGAAGACUCAAAUGAAUUAUUGCAUUUAGUUAAAAAUUUAUCUGAACAAAAUCCUCAAAUUUUGGGCGAAGAAAAAGUUAAUGAAAAAUUAAUUAGAGAAUUAUCAUUUCAAGCUCAAGGUGAUAUACCUGGAAUGGUUGCCACUUUUGGUGGUUUAGUAGCUCAAGAAGCUUUAAAAGCUUGUUCCGGUAAAUUCCGUCCCAUAAAACAGUUUUUGUAUUUCGAUUCCUUAGAGUCUUUACCUGAUCCAAAAAUCUAUUCAAGAUCUGAAGAAGAAUGUAAACCAAUUGGUUCAAGAUACGAUAAUCAAAUUGCUGUCUUUGGUCGUAAAUUUCAUGAAAAAAUUACAAAUCUCAAAGCCUUCCUUGUUGGCGCUGGUGCAAUUGGUUGUGAAAUGUUGAAAAAUUGGUCAAUGAUGGGAUUAGGUACUGGUCCAAAGGGCUCAAUCCUUGUUACUGAUAACGAUUUUAUCGAAAAAUCUAACCUUAACAGACAAUUCUUGUUUAGACCCCACAAUAUUAAUCAAAGUAAAUCCAAAGUGGCCAUUGAAGUUGUUGCUGAAAUGAACCCAGAUUUAACUGGUAAAAUUUUUCAUUCCAUUCAAAAAGUUGGAUCAGAAACUGAAGAUUUUUUCAAUGAUGAUCUCUGGAAUAGUUUUGAUCUUGUUACAAAUGCUUUAGAUAAUGUUGAAGCUAGAACUUAUGUUGACAGAAGAUGUGUGUUUUUCAAAAAACCAUUACUAGAAAGUGGUACUUUAGGAACCAAAGGUAACACUCAAGUAAUUAUUCCCUCAUUGACUGAGAGUUACUCAUCAUCUCAAGAUCCACCAGAGAAAUCAAUUCCCUUGUGUACUUUAAGAUCAUUCCCAAAUAAGAUUGAUCACACAAUUGCUUGGGCCAAAUCUUUAUUCCAAGGAUAUUUUUCUGAUUCGAUUGAAAAUGUUAACUUAUAUCUUUCCCAAAAGGAUUUUGUUGAAUCAACUUUAAAGAAAAGUGCUGAUAUUAAAGGCACUUUACAAUCGAUCCGCGAUAAUUUGAAAGUAAGACCAUACUCUUUUGAUGAUUGUAUUAAAUGGGCAAGGUUGGAAUUUGAAAAAAAAUUCAAUAAUGAUAUUCAGCAAUUAUUAUAUAAUUUCCCCUUAGACUCUAAAACAACUCAAGGAGCUCCAUUCUGGUCCGGCUCGAAGAGAGCUCCCAAACCUUUAACCUUCGAUAUUAAUAAUCCAGAUCACUUUAAUUUUAUUGUCGCUGCUGCCAAUAUUAGAGCCUCUAAUUACGGGUUAGCUGGCGAUAAAAAUGAAAAACCCAAAAUCUUCCUGUAUGCUAAAGCUAUUUCAGAAGUUGAAAAAACUAUUAAGCCAUUCUCUCCCAAAUCCAAUGUCAGAAUCCAAGCAAGCGACAAUGAGCCUGAUCCAAAUAGUUCGGAUGAUAUUGACAACGAUGAAAUUAAGAGGCUUGCUGCUGAUUUACCUCCACCUUCAUCCUUAGCUGGCUACAGAUUGAAUGAGACAGUUUUUGAAAAAGAUGAUGAUGGCAACUAUCAUAUUGAUUUUAUCACGGCUGCUUCUAAUUGCCGUGCAUUAAACUAUUUCAUUGAGCCAGUUGAUCGUUUGAAGACAAAAUUGGUUGCCGGAAAAAUCAUUCCUGCUAUUGCUACUACCACUGCUUUAGUCUCUGGGUUAGUAUGUUUAGAAUUGUACAAAGUUGCUGAUAACAAAAGGGACAUCGAACAAUACAAAAACGGGUUUAUUAACUUGGCCUUGCCUUUCUUUGGAUUUUCUGAGCCAAUCAGGUCGCCAAAGGACAAAUAUAAUAACAAGGAGUAUGAUAAGAUUUGGGAUAGAUUUACUAUCAAGAGGGAUGUAACAUUGAAAGAGCUAAUCCACUAUUUCAAGAAGAAAGAAGGUUUAGAGAUAACAAUGAUAUCCUUCAAAGUCUCUUUGCUUUACGCAUCAUUUUUCCCACCCAAGAAAUUAAAACCAAGAAUGGGUAUGAAGAUCUCUGAGUUGAUCAAUGAGUUCUCCAAGAACAAGGUUGACGACAAAACCAAAACUAUAAUUUUGGAAAUCUGUGCUGAUGAUUUGGAAGGAGAAGACGUUGAGGUUCCUUUUGUUUGUAUUAAAUUGAAAUAA
Molecule: messenger RNA, 3123 nt
Organism: Ascoidea rubescens DSM 1968
Lineage: Eukaryota; Fungi; Ascomycota; Saccharomycetes; Ascoideales; Ascoideaceae
Gene: UBA1
Product: E1 ubiquitin-activating protein UBA1
Exons: 1
Coding region: 1-3123 (1040 amino acids)
Biological process (GO): protein sumoylation
Cellular component (GO): cytoplasm; SUMO activating enzyme complex
Molecular function (GO): SUMO activating enzyme activity
Source: RefSeq, a predicted model, not a curated record